Molecule: messenger RNA, 945 nt
Organism: Bufo bufo (common toad)
Lineage: Eukaryota; Metazoa; Chordata; Amphibia; Anura; Bufonidae
Product: olfactory receptor 5V1-like
Exons: 1
Coding region: 1-945 (314 amino acids)
Biological process (GO): G protein-coupled receptor signaling pathway
Cellular component (GO): membrane
Molecular function (GO): olfactory receptor activity; G protein-coupled receptor activity
Source: RefSeq, a predicted model, not a curated record
AUGUCAUUGAUUGAAGAACAUCAGAAGAACUACACAUUACUGAAAAACAUUUUACUUCUUAACUUCUCUGAAGAUUCGUUCUUUGUCACCAUUUUAUUUUUUGCCAUUUAUAGCACAAUAAUCAUUGGUAACAUCUGCAUUUUCACCAUCAUUAGAGCUGAGAGCCAUCUCCACACCCCCAUGUACUUUUUCUUGAGUAACCUUUCCUUACUAGACAUCCUCUAUUCUUCAGUCACUCAACCGUUGAUUUUAUUUAAUUGUGUAACGGGCAACAGACAAAUUUCCUUCCGAAAAUGUAUCUUUCAGUUGUAUUUGUUUGUGUCACUUGGAGGGGCGGAGUGUAUACUGUUGGCUGUCAUGGCAUAUGACCGUUUUGUUGCCAUAUGCAACCCAUUACACUACUCAUUGGUAAUGAGUAGAAGACUUUGUGCCAUUCUUGCUGCAACAUCAUGGUUAAUUGGAUUCCUCAAUUCUGUUCUUCACACAGUCAUGACUGCCAACCUCAAAUUUUGCCAUUCAGAACAGAGCAUCAACCUUUUUUACUGUGAUGUACCUCCACUCAUACAGGUGGCUUGUAAUCCCACCAAAACCAGAAAAGUGUUGUUGUACGUUAUCAGCAUUUUUCUAGGUUUUACCCCUUUUCUUUACAUCGUUAUCUCCUACAUCCACAUUAUCUGCACCAUCAUGAAAAUCAAAUCUUCUGAAAGACGUUGGAAGGCAUUUUCAACCUGUUCAUCUCAUCUUAUUGUUGUGACCAUAUUCUAUGGGACAGCUAACUUGAACUAUGUAGGACCUACAGGCUACUCCGUGGAGUUUGAACACUUAUCUUCUCUCUUAUACAGCUUUAUGACUCCUCUUGUUAAUCCAAUUAUCUACUGCUUGAGAAACAAAGAAGUGAAAGGGGCCUUGAAGAAACAUUUUAGAUAUUCUUACUUUAAAACUUAA